AUGGCGGGUUUAAGGGAAGAGAUAGCAGCAGUCAGAGACUUUGUAAAAAGUCUACAACCUCCGAGUCCUCCAAUGAAGGACUUGUGGGAACAAGAUGGGUUCGAUCACAAAAUCAAACUGAUAGCCCAGCAACAAGCAGAUGGGGAUGACGAGCUUCAGCUUCUGAGACAAGAGAAUAGGUCCCUCAAAGAAGAUGUCAACAUGCUAAAAUGUAUUGUAAUAAAUCUGGAGAGAACACUAAUAAAAAAUCAAAAUGAUAUAAUCGAUCUCAAAUCGAGAUCUAUGAAACAAAAUAUUUUGAUACAUAAUCUUCCUGAAGAAGAUGACGAGGAUCUAUUCGUUAAAAUCCAAGAACUUAUCAAGACGCAUUUUAAAGAAGAAACAUCUUUUGCGAAUAUUCACAGAAACCGUCCAAAAAUACAAGGAAAGGCAAGAACCAUCACGGGGAGACUCAACAAAUUCACGGAUAAGGACUUAAUCUUACAGGCUCAGAGGGAAAUUAAAAAUCAACGUGCAGAACAAGCAGAUGAAAAUAACCAGAAUUCUUCCGAGCAACAGAAUUCAACUUUCUUCAUUACCCCACAAACUCCAAUCGAAAUAUCAGAAAAUAGGAAAAAACUACUGGAGUUGCACAGUAAAUACUGGAAAGCUAACCUCAAGACACGCAUUAUCGGAGAGAAACUUGUAUUUCCAAACGGAAGCGUACAUAGAGACAAAGUACAAAAACCAAAAAUAUCAACAGACAAGGCAGCCAGAUGUAAAAUUGUGUUUCCACAGUAA
Messenger RNA from Saccostrea cuccullata (small rock oyster), 780 nucleotides. RefSeq lists its product as uncharacterized. NCBI's taxonomy places the organism in Eukaryota, Metazoa, Mollusca, Bivalvia, Ostreida, Ostreidae. The transcript has 2 exons. The coding region runs from base 1 to 780 and encodes 259 amino acids. The record is from RefSeq and is a predicted model, not a curated record.